Ectocarpus siliculosus is the source of this 3388-nucleotide messenger RNA. The record is from the annotation of a GenBank genome assembly. Lineage: Eukaryota; Phaeophyceae; Ectocarpales; Ectocarpaceae.
AUGUGCCUGCUUCCCGGGAUUGUGCUGAGGUCGGGCUUGGUUUUCCAGAGGGUGACGGCGUUGUCGAUGCCCGGGCAGGGGAUCGGAGACGGCGACGUCCCGGCUUCGGUGGUGAGGCUGGCCGGGGUGCUGAGGAAGGUGGACCUGAGCGGCAACCGGCUGACCGCCGUGCCGCCCGGGCUGUUGGGGCUGGGAGCCGGGCUGGAGGACCUCAACCUCGGCAACAACGACAUCGCGGAGAUGCCGCCAGAGAUCGCCAAGCUCGGCGGGCUUCUCUUCUUUAACAUGGCCGGGAACCGCCUGACCAGGCUCCCCGCUGAGAUCGGGCGUCUGUCGUCGCUGAAGCGGCUGGGCCUCAAGGGCAACGCGCUCGUGCGCCUCCCCUCCUCCAUCGGCGACCUCACGCACCUUGUGGAGCUCUACCUGACGGGCAACAUCCUCGAGGCCCUGCCGGACGAGAUCGUCAAGCUGCGCCGGCUCAAGAAACUCCAGCUGUCGUUUAACAACCUCCGCUCCUUGCCGCAGGGGAUGGAGGCCAUGCGCAGCCUCGAGCUCUGCCGGCUCGCCGUUAACCCGGGGCUGACGGUGGUGCCGGAGGGGCUGACUUACGCCGAGAAGUUGGCGUGGGUUUCAUUGGCGGGGUCUGCCUGGUGUGCCCGGGCCUCGGAAAAACGCCGCAGAACUUCCUUCCCCGAGAUUCCGCGAGAAGAAGUGGUUCUUGGAGAGCGGCUUGGGAGCGGUGCGUCAGGGGAGGUGUUUGCUGGAGUGUACAGAGGGAGGGACGUUGCAGUAAAGGUUUUCAAGGCAGACAUCGGUCCCGACGGCAACGCUCGCGACGAGCUGGACGUGGCCCUCACUGUCGACCACCCUAACCUCACAAAGUCGCUGGGGGUAGUCCACGCCUCCAGCACCAAGCCCUCGGGUCGCAGCAGCAGCGGAUCAGAAUCGGAGGUUGCAACCGCCGCCGCCGCCGCCGCCGCCGCCGCCGCCGCCGGUGGAGUUCCCGAAGGUGCAGUUGGCGGCGGCGGCGGCGGCGGGAGUGACGGGAUUGAGAAUCUGCGGUGGCUGGUGAUGGAGAGGGUGGUGGGAAGGCCGCUGGCGGAGAAGCCGGACUUCAGCAGCGUGCUUCGGUGUCGGUGGGGAUCCGGCAGAAGGUUCGAGCCCGUCUUGGUGCUGGCGGUGCUCCUGCAGGUGGCGAGGGCCAUGUCCUACCUCCACGAGAAGGCCAUCUGCCACGGCGAUCUCUACGCCCACAACGUCCUAGUGGACGGAGAGACCGGCGCUGCCGUCCUUUGCGACUUCGGCGCCAGCUUCUUCUACCCCACGGACCGACAGCACGACUGCUCCAUGCUGGAAGGGACCGAGGUCCGCGCCUUCGGGCUCAUGUCGAAGGACAUGGCCUGCCGCAGCGCCGGGUGCGAGUGGAUUCUUCAGGACUUGGUCCCGUCCUGCCUUCAGUCGGACGCCAGCCACCGCCCGUCUUUCCACGAGGGGGGGGUGCGGGGGGGGCCGCGGGAGGCCGCUCGUCAGGCUGGGAGAGGUGAUGGAGGGCACUGCCGAUGACGAGGGGGAAGACAACGACAACGAGGAGGGAGGAGGGGGGGGGAAGAAGGAAGCGUCACUGCCUGCUGUUGCGGUGGGGGCGGUGGUGGGGCAAGGGACUCCGGCGACCGGCAAGGUGCAACUCGUGUCCGCGAAGUGACGGCAACUAGCUGCCACCGCCGACAGCCGAGCAAGUUGCGUUGAUGGCGAUGGAGGGUGGCUUUGUUGAGUCCAUCUCCCAUCCCACUCCUUCUUUGUAUUUUUGUAUUUCCUGCCUUUCGCGCGCGGGGGGGGGUAAGCGUCGGCGACUAUUUAUAUGUUUAGCACAGCGGUUCGGCUGCGGCAACACGGCAGCGUGUUCGCACCGGAUCCAUCUGCGAGGGUAGUCCGCGGGCGCACACGCUCCAUCGGUGAUCGGCGUGCUCUUGUGGCGGUGACCGGGAUUGCUUAUUCGUAAGAGGCGGAGGGCAUGGGGGAUGGCAGCGUCUUCCCGAGAAGACAGGCGGGUUAUGCGGCAUCGCGCUCGUAGGGGGCAAUUGGUGUAGUGACCUCUCACCCUGUAGUGCCCUCUCACCCUCUCCUUACGCGUCGAAGGGCUCUGUAUCUUGUGAGGUGUGAUCAACGUGUUGGUUGAUGAAUGUAUGUUGAGCUCUUCGAGUGAGUGUUGUAAUAUGGGUCAAGCAGUUGCCUGGCGACUACUAGUUGCUGCAUGUUGGAAGAGGACUCGAGUUGGAAUUUGAAGAGAUACUUUGGCAGGAGUGGACGCGGGCCCGGUUUCGCUGCAAAGUAUUUCGGUGGCACACCGCAAUAUGAUGAGAAUCUAUUCGACCAGAGGUUCGUGUUUUUGUGGGGUCAUUUUUCCGCUGGGCCGCAUAGAUGCACCCUGCGCGUACGGGGCAAGGGGAAGCAUCCCCUGUGUGACAGCCCUUGUGUGACUGACGGCCCCUCUCUUGGGCAAUCACGGUUGAGCCGGGGAGGGUACAUUUUUUUUUUCCGGAGGCACUGUCUAUUCGUAUCCGGCAUUGCUUUUUUAUGUAUAACGUGUUUAGUAAGGUAGAUCUAGAACAGAAAAACAAAUCAACGUCUUGUUCGUUUGCCUCUUCACGCACGCAUGUCGCCGCCGCCCCCGCCGCCUGUUCUUGCGGCUCAAGUUCUAACGAAGACGACGGCGAGGUACGGGCGCUUCCCCCCCAACCAACCGCGAUGAAAACUUCGAUCCACACAAGCCCCGGUAGUGUUUAGUAGUAAUGAUAGUAAUAACUUUGGGAUCAAAUGUCUUCGGGAGAAAGUGCGAUUAAGACGGAUUAUGUUUUGGCGGGGCGGGGGGGCGGUUCGUACCUCAUGGCAAAGAACGAUGGGGAUCAGAGCUGUUGGGGGGGGGGGGGGAGACAGGAACUGUCGGCGCCUUUCCAGCGUAACUGCAGUAUGUUGGGGUCUCUCGCGUACGUAUCGCGAGAAGAUCGAUGUGGUAAACACGAUGGGUAAAAUGGAGAGUCGUGCUUGACCGACCUGCAUGUAGAAGAUGGAUGUGCCCCACACGAUGGGUAGAGGAGAACCGGCCUUUGCAUGUAGAGCCGCUUUGCUCUUAUUGGGAUCAGAAUGUGAGACAGACACGGCAGAGCGAGUGGACGAGGAAGAAGAUUCCGCGUGGUCGUGAAGGGGGGGGGCUAUUGAUUGUGUUGUGUUCGUUUGGAGCCCUCUUUUCGUUCCCGUGUAGUGUACUUUGGUUGUGUAUCCAUCCACAAAGAAAAGAGUGUUCGUCGAUAGCACGCUGCACAACAAUCGUGCGUCUCGCCCUCUGCCGAUGGGCAGGAAGGGAACGACGAAGCGGCACAGCAGCCGCAAG